AUGUCACUAAACUUGCCCCGAACUCUCCGAAACUUGUUGCGGCUCCGCGCGCCCGUCUCCUGCUCCCCUGGCCACUCGCCGCCUCCCGCUCCCCCACUCCCUGUUCCCGACUCCCCGUGGACCUGCUUUUCCCCAGAGCUCCGGGGCCGCCGGAUGCUGAGGGCUCCGGGCGGAGGCUCGAGGCAGGGCGCUGCCCUCCCCACGGCGCGGACCAUGCUAGCCUUGGCGCUGCUUGCCUUCGGAGCGCUGCGAGCCGGAUCUGGAAGCUACCUGGCUGUGAUCGUCCCCCAGGACCCGACGCUGCUCAUCGGCUCCUCCCUCCACGCUACCUGUUCAGUGAGCGUGAGCGGCAGUGAUGCACCCACGGCUGAAGGGCUCUACUGGACCCUCAACGGCCGGCGGUUGGCCCCCGAGCUGUCCCAAGUCCUCAACGCCACCACCCUGGGUCUGGCACUGGCCAACCUCAACGGCUCCAAGCAGCAGUCAGGGGACAACCUAGUGUGCCACGCCCGGGAUGGGAGCAUCCUCGCUGGGUCCUGCCUCUAUGUUGGCUUGCCCCCUGAGAAGCCUGUUAAUAUCAGCUGUUGGUCUAAGAACAUGAAGGAUCUGACCUGCCGCUGGUUCCCAGGCACCCAGGGGGAAACCUUUCUCCAUACCAACUAUACCCUUAAAUACAAGCUUCGGUGGUACGGGCAAGAUAACACAUGCCAAGAAUACCACACCGUGGGGCCCUAUUCCUGCCACAUUCCCAAGGACCUGGCACUAUUCACGCCCUAUGAGAUCUGGGUGGAAGCCACCAACCGCCUGGGCUCGGCCAGGUCGGAGGUGGUCACAUUGGACAUCCUCGAUGUGGUAACAACAGACCCCCCACCAGAUGUCCAUGUGAGCCGAGUGGGGGGUUUGGAGGACCAACUGAGUGUCCACUGGAACUCCCCACCAGCACUCAAAGACUUCCUUUUCCAAGCUAAGUAUCAGAUCCGCUACCGGGUAGAGGACAGCGUGGAAUGGAAGGUGGUGGAUGAUGUGAGCAAUCAGACCUCAUGCCGCCUGGCUGGCCUCAAGCCGGGCACAGUCUAUUUCGUGCAGGUGCGCUGUAAUCCCUUCGGCAUCUACGGGUCUAAGAAGGCAGGAAUAUGGAGCGAGUGGAGCCACCCCACGGCAGCCUCCACCCCCAGAAGUGAGCGGCAGGGCUCCAGUGGGGCCUGCGAGCCUCGGGGAGGGGAGCCCAGCUCCAUGCCAGUGAGGCGGGAGCUGAAGCAGUUCCUCGGCUGGCUGAAGAAACAUUCCUACUGCCCCAACCUUAGUUUCCGCCUCUAUGACCAGUGGCGAGCCUGGAUGCAGAAAUCCCACAAGACUCGCAACCAGCACAGGACGAGGGGCUCCUGUCCUCGGGCAGACGGAGCACAGCAAGAGGUCCUACCCGGAGAUAAACUGUAG
Molecule: messenger RNA, 1437 nt
Organism: Trichosurus vulpecula (common brushtail)
Lineage: Eukaryota; Metazoa; Chordata; Mammalia; Diprotodontia; Phalangeridae
Gene: CRLF1
Product: cytokine receptor like factor 1
Biological process (GO): cytokine-mediated signaling pathway
Cellular component (GO): external side of plasma membrane
Molecular function (GO): protein binding; cytokine receptor activity
Source: RefSeq, a predicted model, not a curated record